AUACCAGCAGCGCAAGAGUCAAAUCCACACACACAGAGAUCACACUCAUCAGUAGCAGCACCACAACUGAGAGCAACUGUCUGCGUGUGAGUGUGUUUCAUGGUCGAAUUGACGAAGGGGGCUAAUGUGAAUUCCCGAAACUGGAUGUGCCUUGGUUGGGAUUGAUUGGGUUUGAUUUUUUUAUCAAUUAUAGAUCUUGGUGAUUGGGGUUUCUAGAUCUGGGGUUUCUCGUUUGAAUCUGGGUUUUUUAUCUCGCGAUGGCCACGGCUUAUCCCCUGCCCGUCACUGCUGCACAGGUGGGUACAUACUUUGUUGGACAGUACUAUCAGAUGCUACAGAAUCAACCGGAUUUUGUGCAUCAGUUUUACAGUGAUUCCAGCACCAUGCUUCGAAUUGAAGGGAACACACGAGAAACUGCUAGUGCUAUGCUGCAAAUUCAUCAACUUGUCAUGUCAUUGAGCUAUACGGCUAUAGAAGUCAAGACUGCACAUUCUUUAGAAUCUUGGAAUGGUGGUGUUCUAGUGAUGGUUUCGGGUUCAGUUCAUUUAAAGGGUUACAAUGUGAGGAAAAAGUUUGUGGAAACCUUUUUCCUAGCACCUCAAGAGAAAGGAUAUUUUGUUUUGAAUGAUAUCUUCCACUAUGUUGACGACGAGCUAGCUCUGCACCAUCCAAUUGCCUAUUUACCUCAGGGCAAUCUCGAUCAAAAGAUCCAUUCUCCAACUAUAGUUCGAGAACAAGUGUCGUAUGUGAUGGGUGGGAAUAUCCAGCCUAGGGAGUUCACAGUGCCUGCAAAGCUUGAAGAGAACGGCCCUAUCAAUGGCAAUAACUAUCAAGAGGAACAUAUACAGCAAGUCCCUGAAACAGAGAAGAUCCUUGAGGAGAACUUUGCAGUUCAUUCGAAUGGUUCACUUCAGGGAACAAUGAACUCUGUACCUGACCAUUUCUCGCCGCCUGUCGAAGAGCCUGCAAUGGAGCCACAAAAGCAUACAUAUGCUUCUAUAUUACAGGUUAAGGGGCAGCCUGUUCCAGCAGUGACUUCUCAACCUUCGUUUAACAAGCCUACUACGCCAGAUUGGCAACACGGGCCUGAAGUCCCUAGCCAGCCACCAGCUGCAUCAUCAAACCAAAUGGAAAGGUCUGGAACUGAAACCUUCGAAGACACAAUAGCUAUGGAAGAUGAAGUGGAAGUCAAGUCGGUGUACGUAAGAAAUGUGCCUACUACAAUGUCUGCUUCUGAAAUUGGGGAGGAAUUCAAAAAGUUCGGAAAGCUGAGGCCAGAUGGUGUUGCCAUUAGAACCCGAAAGGAUAUAGAUGUAUGCUAUGCUUUUGUUGAAUUUGAAGACAUCUCCGGGGUGCAGAAUGCUGUCAAGGCAUCCAUGGUUAAUAUUGGUGGAUACGAACUCUACAUUGAAGGACGGAGACCUAACAGAAACAAUCCCAUUCGAGGCGGAAGAACACGGGGUAGAGGCAGGGUUAGCUACCAGAUACAGGGAACGAGAGGGCGUGGUUUCAGCAGCAGGGUGGGCAAUGAAGACGGGUUUGAGCGUCCUUACAGCAGACCGAGGGGGAACGGUUUCUAUAGGCAAGCUCCUCGCCAACAAGGAUCGUCGAACGGGCAGCACUAUUCGGAAUGAGUUGCCAUUUUGCAUCUGAGGGCAAGUAAUUUUGGAGUAUUUCGCUUACUGUCAUAGUUUUCCACCUUAUUCUUCUUAAUUUACAUAAUUUAAGAAAGCAAAUUAAUUAGAUAUUCUGGAACAUGUUCGUUCUAUAUAUACUGAUUUGAGGCUAUCCAUUUAUUAUUAUUAUUAUAAUUAUUAUUUGUGCUA
This is a messenger RNA of Salvia hispanica, 1826 nucleotides long. RefSeq names its product nuclear transport factor 2-like. Gene Ontology annotation, molecular function: mRNA binding. The record is from RefSeq and is a predicted model, not a curated record. Gene Ontology annotation, cellular component: ribonucleoprotein complex; cytosol. Lineage: Eukaryota; Viridiplantae; Streptophyta; Magnoliopsida; Lamiales; Lamiaceae.